This is a messenger RNA of Fulvia fulva, 1209 nucleotides long. Its product is annotated as Monooxygenase asqM. The transcript has 2 exons. NCBI's taxonomy places the organism in Eukaryota, Fungi, Ascomycota, Dothideomycetes, Mycosphaerellales, Mycosphaerellaceae. The record is from RefSeq and is a predicted model, not a curated record. The coding region runs from base 1 to 1209 and encodes 402 amino acids. Gene Ontology annotation, molecular function: FAD binding.
AUGUCCCCAACGCAACCCCCCAUCGCCAUCCUCGGCGCCGGCCCAGCAGGCCUAACCCUCGCCCGCCUGCUCCGCCUCGCCCACAUGCCCUACAAAAUCUUCGAACGCGACCCCUCACCAACCCACCAAGGCCUCCGCUCCAACAGCGGCACCCUCGACAUCCACGCAAACACCGGCCAACUCGCUCUCCAAAAAGCCGGACUCCUGGACGCCUUCAAAGCCAAAGCACGCUGGAACGUCUCCACCACAAUCGCAGACAAGGAUGGCAAGGUUGCCAUUAGCAUGCAAGGGGAAGGCGAGCAGGACAGGCCUGAAAUUGAUCGGAAGGAUCUGAGGGGGAUGUUGUUGGAUUCUGUCGAGGGUGGGACUGUGAGGUGGGGUGCGAAGGUUAGGGAGGCGAGGAAGGGGGUGGAUGGGUUGAUGGAUGUGUGUCUUGUCAAUGGCGAGGUGGAGUCCGGGUUCAAGUUGGUUGUUGGUGCGGAUGGGGCGUGGUCGAAGGUGAGGAGUCUGAUCACCUCUAGCAAGCCACAAUACAGCGGCGUAACAUACCUAACCACAAGUCUCCACCCAGACAACCCUCACUACGCCGCUGCCGCAUCCCUAGCCGGACGAGGAAACUACAUCGGAAUGGGUGACCGGAAAAUGAUCGUCGUCAUGAAACUGGGCAGUGACGCAUACUACAUCGCCGUCGGGCUCUGGAUGUCAGAGAACUUCAAGGAUGAGAACACCGCUCUUGUUGACGAUCCUGAUAAGCUCCGCCAGUCAAUCUUGGAACAACACUUCACAGACUGGCCAAAGACGCACACCGAUCUGAUCCGACACAGCGAUGGCCAUUUUCACGUCUGGCCGCUGUAUUCGUUGCCAACCGACGCUAUGGACUGGCAGAGCGUCCCUGGCGUGACCUUGGUGGGCGAUGCUGCACAUCUCGCCGUGACGAAUGGCGAUGGCGUGAACGUGGCAUUGUUUGAUAGCUACUGCCUAGCAGAGCAGAUCAUCAAGCAUGGCCAGGAUAAUCUCGACGCAGCCGUGGCAGAGUACGAGAAGGAUAUGUUUCCGCGGGGCGUGGAGAGCAUCAAGGGUGGCCAGCAAUGGGUCGAGGUUGGUUUUGGGCCUGAUGCGCCAGCGAGCGUGUUGCAGGCAUUUGGUGUGGAACCUGGGGCUGAUCCAGCUGGAGCGCCUAAGGCAGAAGCAACAUCGACAGUAGCAUAA